AUGGUGUGCCGCAUGGGCAUCAACGGCUUCGGCCGCAUUGGGCGGUUGGUUUUCCGUGCCGCGAUGGCCAACCCAAAUGUGGAGGUCGUUGCUGUGAACGAUCCUUUCAUGGAUGUCCAGUAUAUGGCUUACCAGCUCAAGUUCGACUCCGUCCACGGCAAGUAUCCUGGAGAAGUGACAGUGAAGGACGGCAGUCUGGUUGUUGAGGGCAAGGUUAUCCAGAUCUUUUCCGAGAAGGACCCUGCGGCCAUUCCUUGGGGAAAGGUCGGUGCGCACUACAUCUGCGAGUCUACUGGAGUCUUCACGAACAAGGAGAAGGCGGGACUUCACGUCACCGGCGGUGCAAGGAAGGUUAUUAUCUCUGCGCCACCUAAGGAUGACACUCCGAUGUUUGUGAUGGGUGUCAACCAUGAAGAGUACACGUCGUCUCACCAGGUGGUAUCCAACGCAUCUUGCACAACCAACUGCUUGGCUCCCUUGGCAAAGGUUGUGCACGAGAAGUUCGGCAUCGUUGAGGGCCUGAUGACAACAGUGCACGCGAUGACUGCAAACCAGCUGACUGUUGAUGGGCCGUCCAAGGGUGGGAAGGACUGGAGGGCAGGACGCUGCGCUGGCAGCAACAUUAUCCCAGCCACCACCGGCGCGGCAAAGGCUGUGGGCAAAGUUAUCCCCUCACUGAACGGCAAGCUUACUGGAAUGGCUUUCCGCGUUCCUGUCGCUGAUGUGUCAGUUGUUGAUCUUACAUGCAGACUGGCAAAGCCUGCAAAGUAUGAGGACAUUGUCGCUGCCAUUCGCGCUGCUGCUGAGGGCCCACUGAAGGGUAUUUUGGGCGUUACAGAGGAUGAGGUCGUGUCCCAGGAUUUCUGUGGCGACAAGCGCUCUUCCAUUUUCGAUGUUAAGGCCGGCAUCCAGCUCAAUGACAACUUCGUAAAGCUCGUUUCGUGGUAUGACAACGAGUGGGGUUAUUCCAACCGUCUGGUUGACCUUGCAGUGUACAUGUCCCAGAAGGACGGCAACUGA
Molecule: messenger RNA, 1020 nt
Organism: Eimeria necatrix
Lineage: Eukaryota; Apicomplexa; Conoidasida; Eucoccidiorida; Eimeriidae
Product: glyceraldehyde-3-phosphate dehydrogenase, putative
Exons: 2
Coding region: 1-1020 (339 amino acids)
Biological process (GO): glucose metabolic process
Molecular function (GO): oxidoreductase activity, acting on the aldehyde or oxo group of donors, NAD or NADP as acceptor; NADP binding; NAD binding
Source: RefSeq, a predicted model, not a curated record